AUGGUCGCCCACGAGUAUCGGCAUAAGGAGUUGCUGCUCCAGUUUCAGUCCAUCAACUCGGUUUCAGUUAUGACUACCUGCCUGAAAAGUAUUGAGAGGCAUGCCACUACGGUAUACACAAGAGAAGUGUUUUGGGAUGUCAAGAAGGAGAUUGAAGGGGUAGGUGCGUUGAACCAGAUUAACAAAAGAAGGAUAUUGAAUACAAUGGUAUACACCCUUGAGGAAUAUGAGAAUCCUAAUGUGCACAUAAUAGCGUCCUUCGGCCGGUCGACUAGCAAAGUAAGUUGUCAAUGUAACUUAUGGAAGAAGUAUGGAUAUCUAUGCAAGCACAUGUUCUUUGUGAUGAAGGCAGAGCACUUGAAGGAAAUGCCCGAUAAGCUCGUUCUCAGGAGGUGGAGAGCCGAUGCAAAAUCCCCUGAAUAG
This is a messenger RNA of Arachis duranensis, 423 nucleotides long. RefSeq names its product protein FAR-RED ELONGATED HYPOCOTYL 3-like. The coding region runs from base 1 to 423 and encodes 140 amino acids. The record is from RefSeq and is a predicted model, not a curated record. The transcript has a single exon. NCBI's taxonomy places the organism in Eukaryota, Viridiplantae, Streptophyta, Magnoliopsida, Fabales, Fabaceae. Gene Ontology annotation, molecular function: zinc ion binding.